AUGGUUUAUCUUAGAUCAAUUUUGAAUAAAAACAAUACUACAACGAACAAUAAUACCAAAUUCAACCCAUCAAACAAAAAACCACAACAAGAACCCAAGGUACAUGAAGAAGAAAAAUUAAAAUUUCAUACUGCAGUUAUGAAGGAUUCAAUAUUAGAUGCUGUGCAAGAGGCACAACCAUUUGAAGAAGCUGUCGAUUCAUAUUUUGGGUUUUUCGAAGGACAAACUUUCUUCAGGUCUGAUAUUGAUAUGCAUUACAAAGAUAUAUUUGGAAGAGAAAUCAUUGAAAGGGAUCGUUCAAACCCAACAAGACCAAGAGAUGAAAGACCUUUGGAUACUAUUAGGGGUUUGGAAUAUCAAAUUACUGGGGACAAAACUUGGCUGACCAAAUUAGAAACUGAGAAAUUUGGGUUUGACGUUAGACCAAAUUUUUAUAAUAAUAUUGAUACUGUGUUAAAAGAAAAUACUAUUUCUGAUAACAAACAAAAUAAAGAGGUUCUUGAGGAAAAAGAAGAAAUAGGAGAACCUUCAAAUUUCUGGAAAAAAAUUACAAGGAAAAAAGAGAGGCCAAAGUAA
This is a messenger RNA of Naumovozyma castellii, 576 nucleotides long. Its product is annotated as DUF2406 domain-containing protein. The transcript has a single exon. NCBI's taxonomy places the organism in Eukaryota, Fungi, Ascomycota, Saccharomycetes, Saccharomycetales, Saccharomycetaceae. Bases 1 to 576 code for a protein of 191 amino acids. The record is from RefSeq and is a predicted model, not a curated record.